This is a messenger RNA of Eremomyces bilateralis CBS 781.70, 1317 nucleotides long. RefSeq names its product WD40 repeat-like protein. Gene Ontology annotation, molecular function: histone binding. The transcript is spliced from 5 exons. Gene Ontology annotation, cellular component: Rpd3L complex; nucleus; cytoplasm. The coding region runs from base 1 to 1317 and encodes 438 amino acids. Lineage: Eukaryota; Fungi; Ascomycota; Dothideomycetes; Eremomycetales; Eremomycetaceae. The record is from RefSeq and is a predicted model, not a curated record. Gene Ontology annotation, biological process: regulation of gene expression.
AUGGAAGGAGGAUAUGAUGAGGAGAUCGACCCUAACUCUAUCAGAGACGAUCCAUACCGGGAACAGAAGAUCAUCAAUGAGGAGUACAAGAUAUGGAAGAAGAACUCCGUCCUCCUUUAUGACCUCAUCUAUGCCCGUGCUCUUGAGUGGCCAUCUCUUACCACACAAUGGCUGCCAGACAGGAAGGAAGCACCUGGAGGGGAUGGACUCUACCAGCAUCGAAUGCUCAUCGGCACAAACACCUCGGAUGGUACGAAUAACUAUCUCCAGAUCGCACAGACUGAAAUCCCGGAACCCGGCAAGCCAAGCAUCACCGACUUCAAUGAACAAUCCGGGGAAGUCGGCGGUCACGGCAACGCCAGGAAGCCGUUCACCUUCAACAUCAUCCAGAAGAUGAACCAUCCCGGGGAAGUGAACAAGGCACGAUAUCAGCCGCAGAACGCGAACAUCAUCGCUACGAUGGACAGCACUGGUCGCGCGCUCAUCUAUGACCGGACUAAGCAUCCUCUGGAACCGAAAUCUCCCGAAGAAAACCAAAUGGAUUUGCAGCUCGUCGGGCACCAAAGGGAAGGGUUCGGACUUGCUUGGAGUCCUCAUGAUGAAGGCCAUCUUGUGACGGGUACCGAGGACAGCACCGUCCGCGUUUGGGACCUGCAAGGUGGCUACACCAAGGGCGCCUCUACAAUCAAGCCGAAGACGACGUAUCGAAACCAUUCGGCAACUGUCAACGAUGUUCAAUACCACCCGAUCCACAAGUCGUGGAUAGGGUCGGUCUCGGACGACUUGACAUUCCAGGUGAUUGACACCCGACAGUCAGCCGACAAGCCUGCACUUUUCAAGAAAGAAGCGCACGCGAAGCCGAUCAACUGCUUGGCUUUCCACCCGACCUGGGAUCCGAUCGUAUUGACCGGCUCGGCAGACAGCACGGUCGGUAUCUGGGAUCUGCGGUACCUGAACAAGAUGAGCGAGUGCUGCGAAGGCCAUAAAGAUGCAGUUAUGAAGCUGGAGUGGAAUCCGGUGAUGCCUAAUCUGUUCGCUAGCAGUAGUGACGAUCGACGACUGAUCAUGUGGGAUAUCAACCGAAUCGGAAAUGAGCAAACUGCAGAAGAAGCGGAAGACGGGGCCCCGGAGCUCUUCUUCAUGCACGGCGGCUUCACCAACCGUGUCGCGGACUUCAGCUGGAAUAAGAACGACCCGUGGCUCCUAGCCGCCUGCGCGGAGGACAACCAACUCCAGAUCUUCCGGCCGUCAAAAUUUGUCAUGCAUGACGCUGAAAACACGGAGGUCUCAAACCAAGCAGUUGAGACUCAACACUGA